Molecule: messenger RNA, 1222 nt
Organism: Pseudomyrmex gracilis
Lineage: Eukaryota; Metazoa; Arthropoda; Insecta; Hymenoptera; Formicidae
Gene: Sgf29
Product: SAGA-associated factor 29
Exons: 3
Coding region: 252-1175 (307 amino acids)
Cellular component (GO): SAGA complex
Source: RefSeq, a predicted model, not a curated record
GCGUCUGAGCGAUUGAGCGAGUAACAUCUCGGAGUGAUAGUGCUUCCUACAAUUUCGCGUUAGACAGCGAUAUCUUAACAGUGUUCUGAGACAUUCGAGCAAGACUUCGAUUCGCAAUAUAGAUAUACAUUCAGAACUAACUCGAAGUCGUCCGAUUGGAUGUGUCAGUUCAUAAAACGAGAAAGUAGUCGUCUCAUUUCGCUUGAUAAAACUACUGGAGUUAAUAUACCCUUUCCUUUAUACUUCUCAAAAUGCCGUUUACGGCAGACGCGGCAGCGAGUCAGAUACAAGAGCGUUUGAAGAACAUUUACAACCUCGUGCACGAGAUAGAAAAUCAUACCAGUCGCUCGAAGCACAACCUGAAUAAUAUCGUAAAGACCCUCGAGAAGGUCUCACCGGACGACAAGGUCUCUCCUUACUACCAGCAGAAGCUGAAGAACUUGUACAGCUCCGCGAUAAACGACGCCCAACAGGAAGAGGAAGUUUUACGUAAGGCCCUCAGCAAGAUUAACGAGAUACGCACUAUACGAAACGAGCGACGUAUACAGGCGCGUAACGCAGGCAACAAAGAGACCAUCAGACGUGGAGCGUUGAUGAAGAUGUUGUUGAACAUCGCGCAGACGCUGCCUCUUUAUGUGGGAAAGACACCGGGCGCCAAGCCGCCACCGUUGUGCGGCGCAAUACCGGCUGAGCCUACGUAUAUCGCAAAAAUGGGCGAUAUGGUGGCCGCUCUGGUAUCGGUUAUGGUAAAAAACAACGAGGAAGAGGAGCACUGGAUACUCGCCGAAGUUGUAAAUUACAAUCCCGCUACUAACAAAUACGAGAUCGACGAUAUCGAUGAGGAACAAAAAGAUCGUCAUACGUUAUCGAGAUCACGAGUAGUGCCACUACCACUUAUGAGAGCCAAUCCCGAAACGGAUCCGCACGCUCUGUUUCCGAAAGGUUCUACCGUAAUGGCUCUAUAUCCGCAAACUACCUGCUUUUACAAAGCGAUCGUUAAACAACUGCCGACCAUUGCCACGGAAGAAUACGAGAUUCUGUUUGAAGAUCCUGAUUAUCCAACUGGAUAUUCGCCGCCUUUAUAUGUCUCGCAGCGUUAUGUGAUUUCCACUAAGGAGAGCAAGAAGAACAGAAGACAGGAAAGGACGAAACGUUCCCAUCCAUAUCUUAGGUGAUAAGAAGAACAUUUUUAUAUAUCUGAUAAUAUGUAAUAACUUAUUUU